CAUCCGGCGAAGCUGCAUGUCCUUUCUGCCCGCUUGCAACCUGCACCGUGUUUUGUUUGUGUGUCUGCGCAGCAGUGAUGAAAUCGCGGGGUCUGCUGCCACAUAGGUACAAACCCAAACGGUGAAGUCUCUCAUGACUUCCCGCUCAUGAGGACUCCGGUAACCGCAGAGGACGCACGGAGCAGGACUGAACGGGAGCACCGCCGGGGCUCUGGAGGCAGGUGCUGCUGGGUGAGAGUCUGACUAGGCAUUUUCUCCCCGGUGACAGAGACAAUCUCAGCAGCGCAUCUUCCCACAUCCUCCUCCCCUCCCUUCUCCUCUCCUCCACUGCCCUCCAAGGCUGCAGCCCACCGACCAUGGCCCUGGUGACUCUGCAGCGCUCUCCCACCCCGAGUGCAGCAUCCUCGGCCAGCACGACCAACAGCAGUGCAGGGGAGGAUUUUGGAAGUGAUGAUGAGCGGAAAAAUAAUCAGAGCCUCAGUGAGAGCUUCUUCAUGGUUAAAGGAGCCGCCCUCUUCCUGCAACAGGGCGGCAGCAUACAAGGACCAAAGACCCUGACCCACCACAAACUCGCAGGUGAUUUACCUCAACACCUGCAGGUCAUGUUUAAGAUCCUCCGGUCUGAAGAUCGCAUUAAGCUGGCUGUACGGUUGGAGAGCGGAUGGUCCGACCGGGUGCGCUACAUGGUCGUCAUCUACACUAACGGCCAUCAAGACACAGAGGAAAAUAUCGUUGUGGGAAUGGAUUUCACAGACAAGGACAGUAAAAAUUGCUCUAUUGGGAUGGUGCUGCCACUGUGGAGUGAUACCAACAUACAUUUAGAUGGAGAUGGAGGCUUCAGUGUGAGCACAGCAGGACGGUCACAUGUCUUCAAGCCUGUAUCUGUGCAGGCCAUGUGGUCUGCCCUGCAGGUCCUCCACAAGGCAUGCGAGGUGUCACGCCGGUUCAACUACUUCCAAGGGGGCAUUGCUCUCACCUGGAUGGCCUUCUAUGAGAGCUGCAUCACCUCAGAGCAAAGCUGUAUCAAUGAGUGGAAUGCUAUGACUGACCUGGAGACCACCCGGCCCGACUCACCCACCAUGUUCGUCGACCGGCCAACUGAGCGAGAGAGAACAGAGUGUCUCAUUAAAGCCAAACUACGCAGCAUCAUGACAUUUCAGGACCUGGAGAACAUCACCUCGAAGGAGAUCCGUAACGACCUGGAACAGCACAUGAGCUGCAACCUCAAAGAGUACAAAGAGUUCAUCGACAAUGAGAUGCUUUUGAUCCUCGGUCAGAUGGACAAGCCCACGCUUAUCUUUGACCAUGUGUACUUGGGCUCUGAGUGGAACGCUUCUAACCUGGAAGAACUACGUGACUGCGGGGUGGGUUACAUCCUGAAUGUUACCAGAGAGAUUGACAACUUCUUCCCAGGAAUGUUUUCUUAUCACAACAUCCGGGUAUUCGAUGAGGAUGCCACCGACCUGCUGGCCCACUGGAACGACACCUACAACUUUAUUGUCAAAGCCAAGAAGAACAAUUCCAAGUGCCUGGUGCACUGUAAGAUGGGGGUGAGCCGGUCUGCCUCGACAGUUAUUGCCUAUGCAAUGAAGGAGCAUGGCUGGUCUCUGGAGAAAGCCUACAACUUUGUCAAGCAGAAACGGAGUAUAGCUCAGCCAAACGCUGGUUUCAUGAGACAGCUGGCAGAGUAUGAGGGGAUCCUGGACGCAAGUAAACAGCGCCACAACAAGCUGUGGAGACCUGAAACAGAUGAGGAGGGAUCAGAUGAUUUGCAAGCCUCUGGGCACUGUACUGGUGGGAAGGAGACACCAGUUCUCCGAGGCGAAGAAGCCUGGGGAGGCUGCAAGGCCUCUCCAUGCAGGGGUAUGGGUCUGGAGAUGGAGCCCCUUGACUCUCUUAACUAUAAUUAUUACUUCAGACGUUUGUCAGACUCUGCACUAGACAGUGAGCCCUCCACUCCAGUGCGAGGUCCCCCUCUGCUGGGUAUGGAAAGAGUUUUCAUUGAGAUUGAAGAUGUGGAGAGGGAUGCCCUAUUGGAGGACGAGGGUUUCCCCAUGGCCCAUUUAGCCCUGCCUGGCGAGGGCACGGCAGCUCAGACGUGUGGCCGCCUCGACCCUCUGGAGGACAUGAGACUAAGGCUCGAGAUCAGCACUUUGGAGGAAGAGGAUGAGGAAGAGGCCAAGAAAGAGGAAGCUGAGAUGGCAGCCUUGGCUCAAACACCUGGAAAUUCGGAUGGGAAGAGGGCAGGUGACGAGGCCGAGAGGACGGAGGAAAGCCGCUUAGGCCUCGCCAACCUGAACACCAACAACAGCAACCGCCUAGCCGCCAAGCGCAGCUGCCCUGCGGCUUUUGACGACAGUGCUAGCACAGGAAACCCUUUAAAAGUGAAGCCCUCCUAUCAGUCCUGUAAAGACUGCCUGCGUCUACCACAAGGGCGGCGAUGUGACCGUCCAGCAGGAGGCCGUUCUCACCGCCUUAACCCCUCCCGCCACUGCACUGUCCCCACCAUAUGCAUAGAUCCGCCCGGUACCCAUUUUGCCUCCACCCCAAUUCUGCAGUCUCUGCAAGCCCCUGCAGUUGUCCCACCUAACUUGGUCCAGCCGUGUAGUCAUCUGUACCGCUGUGCCACUUGCACCCCCGGUGUCCCACUAACCAACCACCAGAAACUGGUCUCACCCAUGAGCUGUGAGGAGACACCACCUGACCGCAGCUCGGUGGAGACACAGGACAUGGAUGAACCACAGGGGGACAAGGCGGGAGGAGAAACAUCAAGGGAGAGUACAGGGGACAUCAGUGCGACUCCUGAUGAUGGUUUAGAAUUACAACCUGGUGGUGCAGUGGAACUCCAGCAACAGGCCUUGGCCCAGCUGCAAAUGCCAGGACUGGGGAUAGAAUUUGGUCUGGAACUGAUGCGACAGAGGGUGGAGCAGCUUGAGAAGCUGCCAAGCUUGGCCAUGGAGGGCCAGCUCCCAGUGGGGCCCCUCCCUUAAUACAGUGGCUCAGACACGGAUGAGAUGAAGGAGGAGGCUUACCACUGCCUCCAGAAGGUACACUAUGAUGGCUGUUGGCCUUUUGAGAUGACUGCCGCUGUGGUGUGGUACAAGAAACAAAGCUCUGCUUUGACCUGUACUGUCAUGUCUUGGCCUCAUAGCUGCACUGUCACAAGCCGCAACAGCCCUCUCCUUUCCCGAGAGUGUCCUGUCAUUGCCUACUGGGAUUAAGAUCCAGAUGAGGCUGGUUGUUUUGACCACACGCUUAAGACUUGAAUGCUUUUGACCAGGUAAGGACUGAAGACUUUCCUGUGUCCUUCCACUUGUCCCUCAGACUGGAUUGAGCCCCCACAGCACAUACAGGAUCAUCACACUUCCCCACAGCCCUGUGGAAAUAAGUGUUAUGCUGCCAUUUUACCCUCAACAGACAGGUUUGGCAUAUGUCCCUCGACAGCAGACAGUGGUGGUGGUUAAUUUUUGACUCCUGAGAAAGCUAUAGCUAGCACUUUGAUGUUGAUGGAAAGAAAUAUACCUGAAGUAACAUGCUUCUGUCAGUGUACUGUAUGUUUUUCAAUCCAGUUAAUCAACAGUAUUCAUGAAGGAAACUCAAUGAAUGUUUGCAGUUGAGCCAUUUUGAUUGCAUUGCAGCAUCUCCUCAUGUUACAACUGAUAGCUAUCACUAACCACUUAUAUUUUUCCCUGCUGCAGCUGCUUUUGCAUUACGAAAGGGCAUUCCACAUGGAAGCAUAGUUAUUUUUAGAAAGGAUGUGAGCCUUUUUAUGCCUCUUUGUAAAGCGUUGUACCUCGGACCACAAGCAUCUCAGAACUGUUUUGGUCAAAGACUCUUUUGUUGUCUCUGCUCAGUGGCUGGUUCACUCUGACCUUCUCCAUUACAGUAAACAUAAUCAUCUACUUAGAGCACUCACUUUAUCACCCUGCACGACUUAUGUGCAGUAUUACAAAACAUAUUGUCAACAUGCUUUGAAAGACAAAGUAUUUCAAGAUGUCUUUUUUGAAAUACUGAAAGUUUUGCAUCAUUCAGUUAAAAUGACAACAAUCAGUCGCGAGAUGGAUGGCCACUUGGUUUUAUGCCUAAAAGAAUGACAAAAAAGACUGAAGUUGUUCAGACUUUACAUUCAAUCAUUCAGAUGUCAGGAAACAUUCAUAAACUCAAAUGUAAUCUUAUUUUCCACUCUUGGUCUGAUCACUUCCUGAUGAACCAAAGCCAUAUUAUGUUGCCAGGUCCAGUUAAUACUCUUCGUGAUUUAAAUGCUUCUCUUACUUUCUUACCCAGUCUGCAUCUGGGUAGUCAUUAAGCUAAGAGGCUCCCAUGGCAAACAUGACUUAAGCGGUCACAUUUUUGGUCACAUGUUGAAAAACCAUAGACUACCUUUCCUUGAAGCCACAAACAUUUGCAAAGGCAAACUAAUCAUGUAUAAAUUUAGCACUUGAGCACAACUCUUAUAUCCAUUCACACGUUUCAGAUCUAUAGCUAUGUUUAAUCAAAAAAAUUUGAGAACACUAAUAGAGAAAUAGACAUGGGAAGUAGUUCCAUUCUUUGCUUGCAGUGUAGGGUCCAUCAUUGCGAGUGUAUUUGAUUUGAUUAUUACAUUAUUAUAAUAUUGAGUUCCACAUACCAAAUGGAAAUAUAUUAAUUUACAAUACUAGAUGUCUUUUAUUUUAAACACAGAAAAGUAACUUAUCAAGAAGACUGCAAAGCCGGGCACUCACAGGUUUUUCAACUCUUUUCCCCGUGUUAUUUAGACCAUUGUGUACAUGUUUGGACAGCCUGAGGCAUGUUUUCUUCAAAUUAUGCCACCAAUCCAAAGUUGCUGUGCCACAGGGUGUUGCUCUACUAGUUCUUCUGUUUGGUUGUGUUUCUACUGUUUUUGGCACGCUGGGUGUGCUAGAAUGGUACUGAAUGCUGCCUGUUUCUAUGCAGGAAAAGCACAUGCGAGUGUUAUUACUGUGUUUAAAGAGCUGAGUGAAUUAGAAGAAAUGAAAACUGUGCAAAGAAUGAAUGCAAAUUAUUUAAUCAUCUUUAACCAUGAGGUUAUUGUAUUUUUUUAGUUUCUUUGUAGAUUAAUGUAGCUUUUCUUUAGUUAAGCAGAAACCUCUGGUCCUUCUCCUCCCUUUCUGGACCCCAGGGAGCUGCUGAUUUGCACCGCUAGUUAGAUUUAAAUAAUUAGAUUUAAACUUGAACCUGUUCUUUUCCUCACGUAAGCGUGAUGUAACGUAAGGCACUUACAGUACAAAGUUGUUGACAGCAGCUGAUACGGCAAACAUUUGAAGUGGAGCCAUUUAUACAUACAUAAAAUAUUGCAGCUGUAAGAAUUAAAUAAUGUUAUAAAGUGGCCACCUAGAGACAAGAGUGUGGUAUCUUUUUCAUCUAACCCCCAGCCGGAAAUCAAAGAAGUAAAAAAAAAAAAUCAAAAUGUUAAACUCCUUUAAUACAUUGUUUAUAUGAUUCUGAUUUAAGCCAGUUGUUUUCAGUAUGUUGACAGGUGGGCCUGACAUUCAUGUGAUGUUGUGAGCACUAAAUCUUUGUUUGCAUUCCCAGACCACAGCACUAUGUUUGGUUAUUUGCUUCAUGUUUUGAAUUUGUGUUUGUAUUUAAGUGCCUUAACCUUGGCCUUAGCUCUAUCAUAAAGCAUCACAGGUGUUGCAAAUGUUUCUGUGAGUGUGUUGAUGGUCUGGCUUUUUGUACAUUACUUACCCUCCCUCCCAAUAAUAACCAUGCUCCUUGCAGUGUACUCGGCACAAAAUAAUAACGUAUGCAAACACACAUAAGCUCAUGCACAGCAGACCCCCCCCCCCCAUACACGCAUAAUUGAUGGACUUCCAUUUAUUAAUAGCCUAUAAUAAUAUUGUAUUUGUUUGAUAUUGUUGACUUGUGGUACACUGUAUUGGUUCAAUAGCUGGCUGAAGAACCUUACUUGCUGGAAUGACAACUAUCAUUUACAUUCAAACAUUAGAUAGGAUGGAUUAAGUCUGACAUUUACCAGUCUGUAUAUAUUUUUCUCUACAAUUUGCUAUUGAGUACAUUAGCUUGCAAAUGUGGUCAAUAUUAAGAAAAGCACUGAUAAUGCUACCGUGUAUUGAGAAGUACUCAUAAAGUUCUUGUGUUUGUACCACAGCAAAAAAAAGACUGGGCCAUCUCUAAUUUAGGCAAGUGUCUUCAGGCUCUAUUAAAAAUGGCAACGAUUGAAAUUUUUUAUUGCAUUAUUCCCAGGCAGCAGGCAUCAAACUGACAAUCCUACUUACGAGCCAGACGUGGAGGACUUUAUGUGGAAGGAUAUUAAGACAUAUUGUAAUUUAAAAAGGGGGGUCCAGACAUUUCUAGAGUGUAUUUAUAGAGCACAAGUCUGCCCCAAAGCAUGUGAGGUUGAGACGAGUGGAAAAUGUAGAACAUGUAAAACCUACCUGGGAGUAAGAUUUUGUUACGUUAAUUGUUUCUUUUGUUAACUUUGUGUACUGUGGUGUACAUUGCCAAUGUUCAUGUGUAAUGCACUUUUUUUUACAUUUUGUUAAAAUGAUGUCCAGUCUAAUGUUUAUCAUGGAAAUAAACCAUUUCCUCUG
Molecule: messenger RNA, 6569 nt
Organism: Etheostoma cragini (Arkansas darter)
Lineage: Eukaryota; Metazoa; Chordata; Actinopteri; Perciformes; Percidae
Gene: ssh1b
Product: slingshot protein phosphatase 1b
Exons: 15
Coding region: 357-2990 (877 amino acids)
Biological process (GO): protein dephosphorylation; negative regulation of actin filament polymerization; actin cytoskeleton organization
Cellular component (GO): cytoplasm
Molecular function (GO): actin binding; protein tyrosine/serine/threonine phosphatase activity
Source: RefSeq, a predicted model, not a curated record